AAAGGCGAGAGAGAGAAAGAGUGCGAUUAUUGAUGGUUGGAAAUGCGAAGAAAAUCCUGAGCUUCUGCUGCUGAUUUCUACUUGAAUGAAAGGUACGGCCAUUCGUUUUAUCUGAUUUGAAGAACUUUAAUUAUCUUUGGAUCUCUCUUCGAAGAUUUCUGGCCUUCAGAAUCCGAUAUUUGGAGAUUUUCUGUUCUAAACGAUGUUUAAUCGUUCUUUCAGAUCUGGUAGUUUCCGACCAGAAAACUUAGGUCAAAAUGCUCUUGCCCUGAUAGGAAACCUUUGUUUCGCUUUUUUUGUACUUGGGGUCUUAAUCUUUACCAUUAUUGCUGCGACCUACCAACCUGAAGAUCCUUUGUUCCAUCCAUCAACCAAAAUCACAAACUUUCUCACCUCAACUUCAAAUGCUACCUUCAAAUCCGAUGACACCGUCGUUAAGACUGGUGAGGACUUUAUGGCUUCUAAUCAAACUGCAUUUGAUACUUUCAUUAACAUCACCGACGUUCCUGCUGUCGCCGCCGUGGAAAACCCACUUGAUUGUGAGGGAGACAUUGAUAAACCCAUCGACUGUACAGACAGGGAGAUCUUUAAUCUGUUGAUGAAAGUAGCUAUAGAACAUUUUAAGGAUAUCCAUUUUUACCGGUUUGGGAAAGCUGUGAGGGGAUCAAAUGAAAGCACUUGUGAUAUGGCAUGGAGGUUUAGACCCAAUGAAGGAAAAACUGCGUCUUUGUAUAAGGACUACCGUAGGUUCGUGAUUACUAGGUCUGGGAACUGUAAUUACACUGUGGCUAGUAUUGGGGAUUACCAUUCUGGUGUGAAUGCAAGGAAAAAGAAGAAGAACCAGAAACCUGGGUUUGAGAAGCUGCCGAAGCAUGUGGAGAAUCCGGCUACUUUGCCUGUGGUUGGAGAAAUUGUGAAUGAUACUCUUCCUGUGGUAGAGUCUGAGAGUUCUUUUGGUCGUGGCAAGUACUUGAUUUAUACCGGUGGCGGAGACAGGUGCAAGAGCAUGAACCAUUUCCUCUGGAGCUUCUUGUGCUCUUUGGGUGAAGCUCAGUACUUGAAUCGUACAUUGGUUAUGGAUUUAACUAUCUGCUUAAAUUCGAUGUACACUUCAUCCCAUCAGGAUGAGGAGGGGAAGGAUUUCAGGUUUUACUUUGAUUUUGAGCAUUUGAAGGAGUCGGCAUCUGUGCUGGACCAGAAACAGUUCUGGUUAGAUUGGGGAAAAUGGCAGAGCAAAGAUGGUUUGCGUCUUUUCCUUGUGGAGGAUUUUAGGAUCACGCCGAUGAAGAUUGCUGAGGUAAAGGAUACUGUGAUUAUGAGGAAGUUUGGAUCCGUGGAGCCAGAUAAUUACUGGUAUAGAGUUUGUGAAGGAGAGACUGAAUCUGUCAUCCAACGACCAUGGCACCUCAUCUGGAAAUCUAGAAGGUUAAUGGACAUUGUAUCUGGUAUUGCCUCGAGGUUAAAUUGGGAUUUUGAUUCUGUCCAUGUGGUGAGAGGUGAGAAGGCAAAGAAUAAGGAACUCUGGCCUAAUCUAGCAGCUGAUACUUCACCAGAAGCGCUUAUUCCUUCUCUACAGAACAAGCUUGAAGAUGGGAGGAAUGUUUACAUUGCCACCGAUGAACCUGAUACAUCUUUUUUCAAUCCUCUAAAAGACAAGUAUGCAAUUCAUUUCCUUGACGAAUAUAAGGAUCUCUGGGAUGAGAACAGUGAGUGGUAUACGGAGACCACGAAACUUAACAAUGGAGUGCCAGUUGAGUUUGAUGGUUACAUGAGGGCAUCAGUUGAUACUGAGGUGUUUUUGAGGGGCAAAAAGCAGAUCGAAACUUUCAAUGAUCUGACAAGUGACUGCAAAGAUGGGAUCAAUACCUGCCGUUCAUCCACUUGAUUAAUAUGCAUGAAUGUAUAAAGCUUCAUCCAAGCUUUUGAAUUUUUCCACUUGAUAUAUUUGGGUUCUCUGUGGGUAUCGUCCGGCAACAAGUGGUGUUGCUGUUCAGUAAAAGGUUAGGUCCUUGUAGGUACUGGUUUUGAGUGAAAUUCUUGUCAAUCAUGUAUUCUGUAGGAAGCAAUUAUCUAUGUUUCAUGACUUAUAAUUCUGUGUAGUUUUAAUUCAAUGGUGGAAUUUUUCUUCCUGUGUUCUGUCAUUGUUGUUGUUGUGUUCUAGUUAAUGCUACAAAUUAAAUUGUUUUAGUCA
This is a messenger RNA of Telopea speciosissima, 2191 nucleotides long. RefSeq lists its product as uncharacterized. NCBI's taxonomy places the organism in Eukaryota, Viridiplantae, Streptophyta, Magnoliopsida, Proteales, Proteaceae. The record is from RefSeq and is a predicted model, not a curated record. Bases 203 to 1885 code for a protein of 560 amino acids. The transcript has a single exon. Gene Ontology annotation, cellular component: Golgi apparatus.